This is a messenger RNA of Hyposmocoma kahamanoa, 2204 nucleotides long. RefSeq names its product somatostatin receptor type 5 (gene NGR-A1). Gene Ontology annotation, biological process: G protein-coupled receptor signaling pathway. The transcript is spliced from 4 exons. NCBI's taxonomy places the organism in Eukaryota, Metazoa, Arthropoda, Insecta, Lepidoptera, Cosmopterigidae. Gene Ontology annotation, molecular function: peptide binding; somatostatin receptor activity. The record is from RefSeq and is a predicted model, not a curated record. The coding region runs from base 489 to 1766 and encodes 425 amino acids. Gene Ontology annotation, cellular component: membrane; neuron projection.
CGCGGCCAGUCCACGCCGAGCCGCCGGCCGCGGCGCCGGUGCCGCUGAGAGCCGUCGCGGUCUCUCUCCGCCGAGAGACACCGUGCCGCGUGUCUGCCGUCGCCUGCGCAUCUUCUCUUCAGGGAGUGGCGGUUCGCAUCUUACCGGGCAGCAUUAGAGUCGUAUCGUUAUUUUCUAAUACUGUCAGGUAAAGAUGUCGUCCGCGCUCCACGUUCGACGAGAUAGUUCUCGCUGAAGUCGGCGCCUGCAGGCUGCGAAGACGCAACGUCGGCAUUCUCGGUGCGAACGAUAGCAGCCUAAGAAGCGAGGAGGCUGCGCAACGUUAACCAGGUUCCGGAAAAUACUGUAAUGAGACUCCCGACAUACAUUGUCUGUUGAUUUGCAACCGUUCGUUUCGAGCAGGAACUUCACAAGUAAUCACCCACGCAAAAUGUAAACAUUGCUUGGUCAUCUGCAAUAUCUACUUAGUGUGAAGCACCUCAGUCACCAUGGCGGCUCUCGAGGAGUCGGAAGUGCACCUUGGCUACUGGAACAACAACUCUUUCGGAUAUUAUGAUGAGAACGGCACAUACAACGGAACUUAUGAGAACAGCUGUUCCAACCCCAACUUGCCCGUUGUGUACGUGAUCACGCAAGUGCUAUACGCGCUGGUGUGCGUGGUGGGCUUGCUCGGCAAUACGCUCGUCAUCUACGUCGUUUUGCGCUACUCCAAAAUGCAAACUGUCACCAACAUGUACAUAGUGAACCUGGCCAUCGCGGACGAGUGCUUCCUCAUCGGAAUACCAUUCUUGAUCGCGACGAUGUCGCUGCGCUCAUGGCCGUUCGGCCACUUCAUGUGCAAAGCGUACAUGAUCUCCACUGGCAUCAACCAGUUCACGAGCAGCAUCUUCUUGUGCAUUAUGAGCGCGGACCGGUACAUUGCGGUGUGCCACCCGAUUGCGGCACCGCGCCUGCGCACGCCGUUCGUCUCACGUGUCGUCUCCGCUGCCGCGUGGACCGCAUCUGCGCUCGUCAUGAUGCCCAUAUUUAUGUACACCACGCUUAUUCACAACGACAACGGUCUUUCGUGCAACAUCGUCUGGCCCGAACCCGAAAUCAACAAAGGCCAAACCACAUUCACGCUGUACUCGUUCGCGCUUGGUUUCGCAGCACCAUUAACGCUAAUUUUCGUCUUCUACUGCCUCGUCAUUCGCAAACUCAAAACCGUAGGACCCAAAAAUAAGUCCAAGGAAAAGAAACGUUCGCACCGCAAGGUGACCAAACUAGUUCUGACCGUAAUCGCUGUGUACGUGCUCUGUUGGCUACCAUACUGGGCGUUUCAAGUGGCGCUCAUUUACUCUCCACCCCAAGAGUGCGCCAAUCAAAUCACAAUAACUGUCUUUUUGGUGGCUGCCUGUUUCAGCUACAGCAAUUCCGCUAUGAAUCCUAUCCUCUACGCCUUCCUCUCAGAUAACUUCAAAAAGAGCUUUCUGAAGGCUUGCACCUGUGCAGCUGGCAAAGAUGUAAACGCAGCGUUACAGGUCGAGAAUAGUGUAAUUCCUAGGAAAAAGGGUGGCGGAGCGGCUCGCGCGCAGAUUCGUUCGACGUCGCAAGUUCGGGGCGCACUGACGACAGCGCGCUGCGCGGGAGGAACGUCCCGCUCUGAGGGGUCAACGGCGCUGACGUCGCGCUUGGCCACGACCAGCGAGGAGCUGCCUCUGGAGGCGCGCCCUCCAACCCUGACGCCACUCAUAGCGCUCAACGGGGUAUCGCAUUCGCGCCUCUGAGUGCGGGCCUCGCGUCACGUUCGUGAGCCCUCCGCUAGCGUGCUAGAGGAGGACACCCUCAUAGUGUCUAUCGAUUAGAACUAAAGACUGGAGGCUUCUGACCACCGCGCGGGACUCGAGCCCAGUCCCCUGCGGGGUUAAGACGCUGUUCGGCGCCGCCUCUGGCCGAUCAGGGCUACGACCGUCGUCGGUCGCUGAGUCGCGAGUCGUACUCCUCGGACUGAUCGUGGCGUGAGUGUUGGUGCAAGUGUUUGUCGAUGUGAAGUGACCGGCACUGGUUCGGCCUAGGGUUGUAAUGAAGAAUUUAUUAAACUGUAGUUAGUUUUGUAUCGAUUAGCGAUUGUAAGCUUCACUGUUUGUAUACCAAUAAAUUUACGAUGUAAAAAUGUACAUAUCGUGUAAAUAUCCAUAAGUUGUCACAAUUGUAAUAAAAGUACG